Trichomonas vaginalis G3 is the source of this 2856-nucleotide messenger RNA. RefSeq names its product GTPase activation domain, GAP family. Bases 1 to 2856 code for a protein of 951 amino acids. NCBI's taxonomy places the organism in Eukaryota, Parabasalia, Trichomonadida, Trichomonadidae. The transcript has a single exon. The record is from RefSeq and is a predicted model, not a curated record.
AUGGAUGUUACAUCCGGUUUUAGGGCAUAUGAUCAAGACAGAACUAUAUCAUAUCAAGCUAAAAGACUAUACAAAGAGAAUUCUAUAAAUUACAAGAAGUAUUACGAUGAAAAAAUCAGCGAAUGGAUGCAUGAUGACAAACUUGAGGGAGCACCUAAGUUUAAUAACGAAGACCUAGUUAAAAGCUUAUCGAGAAUCGCACGGACAAUAGAUAAUACACAACCAACGGAUUUAAUUAUGAAUCCUCCUUUAAUAUUACAGCAAUUUCAAAAAUAUUUACUUAAAAAUAUUCCUUCUGCAUCAUAUUCAAUACUUGUCAAUACAUUUCCUCCAGCUUUUCCGAAAAAUUUAGCAUCAUCUGAAGCAAUCCUCAAAUCCAUCAUUAAAAUCAUUUGUAUAAGUCAAAAUCCAGCAAAAUCAUUAUCCUGGUUCAUUAACUGCGUUUUUCCUACAGAAUGGAAAUCAAAUGUUCCAGAUGCACUGAGAGCUGCUUGCAAUGCCAAGACAAAUGACAAAUCAAUUGCCUGGGCAUCUCUUUCAAGUCAGAAAAAGCUUUGUGUUUCCUCCAGUUUCAACAAUUCGCCAUUCCGAAUUUUCAUCAGAUUGACAGCAGCCAAAGCAAAGAAAGUAGGGCCAAGAUUGAUAUUCUACGGCGAAGAUGGAACCGAGAUCUGCAAGUUCAUGCCAAUUAACGAAAAGAUUAUCCCUUAUUGGGUGAAAUCUUUCGACAAAAAACCAGUUCAAUUUUUCACGUUUUUGAAUGACAUUGUUUUUCCUGUUGCUCCCGAAGUCACAAACACUUUGUACAAGAUGCUGACUACAAGAGACAUGUUCUACACUAGAGCUUUGUUGCAGCCUGAUUUGGUUGGAGUUUUAGACAGAAAAGACAUCUUUAGAAGUUUGUUGAACAUUGCACAACAUUCAGGAAAGAUUGUUUUGCUCAUCAACACGUUUUUGUCGACUGUUUUCUCCCAGCCACAGUCAACAAUUGACCACUUAUGCUCUUCUGAGUCUCUUCUCCAUGAUUUUUACUAUGUUUACUUCGAAAAGUUUUCUUACAAAUUCUUUUUGAAUUUUGCAGACAAAAUCGUUCGAUAUAUCAACGAAAAGAGCAUUCCAAAAGUUCAAAACACAGAAGAAGGAAUCAAAUACGUGGAAACUGUUGUUUUCACAUGCAUUAAAUACAUCAUGGAUUCAGGAAGUUUUAUUCCGUUAGAAAUAAGAAUUUUGGCAUUUUUUGUCAAAAAUUACUGUGAAGCAAAGUUCAACAAACAGAUUGGAACAUUCAGAGUUUUGUCUGAUAUGUUCUCUACACAGUUGUUAUGUCCAUUUAUUGCUAAUCCUGCUUUGGUAUUCCCGAAUUAUACUUACCAGCAAAAAAGUUUUCCUAUUUUGAUUACAAAUAUUUUGAAUUGUAUUUUAACUCUUUCUGAAGUCGAAAAGAUGUAUCCACAGUACGGUAGAUUCGACCAGAGAGUUCUUAAGAAAUACAUGAAGAAGAUUUUUGAUUUCACGCUUGAUUUAGCAAACACACAAAUCGAUGACUUCAAAAACGAGGAAGAAGAAAAAGCAGAGAUAAAUUUGUUGAAUGAACAAAUUGAAGAAGAUCCAAAAGUAAAGGAACAAAAAGAGAAAGAGCAGAAACUAUUAGAAGAACAAAACAAAUUAUUCGGAAAAGCAGAAGACAAAGAUGUUGUGGAAUCAGUUGAAUCAAUAAUGAAAUGGAUUUCUUCAAAUAAUCAACAAUUCAUGAAAUCCAUUGAUGAUUUGAGAGAUAAAAGGAAAUUGUCUGCUUCUUCUGCUGGUUGGGCAAUUGCAACUCAUGUUUCGAAGUAUUUUGCGGAUAUACAACCAGACAUGAGCCAAAUUGAUGCUCCUCCAACAACAGUCUUUUCGACUUCAACUGCAACAAUUCAGGAGAAUGAAGAUGAAGAUGAAAAAUCGAAAACUUCAACAAUAUCAAAAACUGGUUCAUCAACUUCCGAAGAUUUCAUGUCAACUGAUUCCGAAUUCACAUGGACAUAUGAUUCUAGAGUCACUCAUGAUGCAGGAAACACUGUUUUUGACGACGAUUUGGAGCCCGAAACAACUUUCGACGCUUUGGAAAUUGCAAUUAAACUUAACAUGUUGGAUAAAGAGACAGAAGAAAAACUCAUUGCAAGAAGAAAGAAAGGAAUAAAGAACGGUGAAGAAGAAGAGUCAAUAGAGAGUUUGCAAUCAAUGCCAACAUCGGUUGCACCAGAAGAAGAGGAAGAAGAACAAAAAGAAAAGAAAGUUGAAGAGGAAGAAACAGCUGAAGAAGAAAAAAUUGAAGCAAGAGAAAUUGAUAUACAAGAAAAUUCUCCACCACAAACAAAAUCAAAUUCUUUUGAGUCAACAAAGGUUUAUUCGCAAACAACAUUCAACACAGGUUAUACAUGUGAAACAUUGGAUGAAUAUUCUUACUCAAUCACAGCAACAACAGACAUGACAGGAGAAGUCGAAGAAACAAUAGAACAAACAGACAGACACAAAAGAAGACAUCAUUCUAAACAAAAGAAUGGAACUUACACAUUCACUAGCACAACAAACGAUCCGGAAUCCGAAUCUACAAUGAAGAGCGAGAAUGAAAAACCAUAUACUCCUAGAACUAAAACCUCAUCAUCAAUUAAAGAAAGAGAUCUAAAAGAAAUUUCUGGAGAAAAAGAUGAAAAAGUUGCAAAUGAAGAAGAGAAAAAGAAGAAACAUAAAAUCAGGAGAUCUAAGAAGAAACAGAUGCAACAACUUGCAGCUAAUAAAUCCCGUCAGUUUCCAAUUGUUGAGUCGUUCACAAUUCUUGCCCCUGACCAAGAUGGCGUUUCCAAAGUUAUUGUUUAA